This is a messenger RNA of Trematosphaeria pertusa, 1817 nucleotides long. Its product is annotated as Metallo-dependent phosphatase. Gene Ontology annotation, biological process: G1/S transition of mitotic cell cycle; peptidyl-serine dephosphorylation. Gene Ontology annotation, molecular function: protein serine/threonine phosphatase activity. Lineage: Eukaryota; Fungi; Ascomycota; Dothideomycetes; Pleosporales; Trematosphaeriaceae. Bases 311 to 1579 code for a protein of 422 amino acids. The transcript is spliced from 5 exons. Gene Ontology annotation, cellular component: cytoplasm. The record is from RefSeq and is a predicted model, not a curated record.
CAAGCGCCGCGGCCAGCCAGCUGCAGCUGCCACCAGCGACCUCAGGCUUGCGGCAGUCGUGCUUCCACAUCACCAUGCAUACUCGCUGCGGAUACUGAUGAACUCGCUAUAUUACUCUCAUUGCUGAAUCCGGCCUUCUCUGCUAGCGCCCACGACAGAUGAUACCGCAGAGAUUCGCUACGUCACGCUUGAUAAUACACCGUCACACGACCAACUCCCUCUUUACCGCCAUUGUUGCCUCUCCAAUUCGAAAGGCGCGCAUCCUUGCUCUUCUCCAGGGCCGUUGACGACUUGCGAGACUUUCUGAACCAUGGGGAAGGACAGCGACGUCCCCCAGCCGGGGCCAGCGCGCCUCUCGAAAGGCGCAGGACCUGAUGAGUGGUUGGAGCAGGCGAAACAAUGCAAAUACCUGCCGGAAGCCGAGAUGAAGCGCCUUUGCGAGAUCGUGAAGGAGUGCCUCAUGGAGGAAUCAAAUAUCCAGCCUGUCCGGACACCCGUCACAGUAUGUGGCGACAUCCAUGGCCAGUUCUACGAUCUCCUUGAGCUCUUCCGGGUCGCUGGCGGGAUGCCCAGCGAUACUCCUACCCCACCCAUUGCUCCUGCCGCCACGUCCCCCGUUCCUUCAGCCAUAAAGCCCGAGGAUAUUGAGCCACCCACCAUGAUUACAGACCCGAAGGCAAAGCGGAAGAUGAAGAGGAGAUUUCAGCGCGAUGCCAACUAUACUGGGCCGAGCAGUCCCAACGAGGGCGAAGAGGAGGAGGAAGAAGAGGAGGAAGAGCGCGGCCGGAGUAGAAGUAUCACUCGCAGGCGGAGUGCAGAAGCACAGUCCGAGGCGGGAUCCACGCGGAAUGUUCCUACCGGUAAUGGACAGCAGAACUUUGUCUUCCUGGGCGACUUCGUGGACCGAGGUUAUUUCAGCUUGGAGACUUUUACACUUCUCAUGUGCUUGAAGGCGAAAUUCCCUGAUCGAGUUACCCUCGUCCGCGGAAACCACGAGUCCAGGCAGAUCACCCAGGUGUACGGUUUUUAUGAAGAGUGCCAGACCAAGUACGGUAACGCCUCAGUAUGGAAAGCGUGCUGUCAGGUCUUUGACUUCCUCGCCUUGGCGGCCAUUGUAGACGGAAAAGUCCUAUGUGUGCACGGCGGAUUGAGCCCCGAAAUCAGGACACUGGAUCAGAUCCGCGUGGUUGCAAGAGCCCAGGAAAUUCCCCACGAGGGCGCAUUUUGCGACUUGGUGUGGAGUGAUCCGGAAGAUGUCGAUACAUGGGCCGUCUCUCCUCGCGGCGCUGGGUGGUUGUUCGGAGACAAGGUCUCUUCAGAGUUCAAUCACGUCAACGGCCUACAACUCAUUGCUCGAGCGCAUCAGCUGGUCAACGAAGGCUAUAAGUACCACUUCAAAGACAAGGACGUUGUCACCGUUUGGUCAGCACCGAACUACUGCUAUCGCUGUGGCAACGUGGCCUCCAUCAUGAACCUAGGCGAGGAUUUGAAGCCCGAAUUCCAGAUCUUCAGCGCCGUCCCCGAUCAUCGAAGAGCCGUGCCGGCAGGAAGAGGUACGCGCGGCGAGUACUUCUUGUAAUGAACGACUGUGUGGGGAACUGUGCAUACAUACGUUACGAGCUUUUGUGGGGGGUGUUGAAUGUCAUGACGAUAGACGGCGGCGGCGGGGUGGGCUUGGGCUGGUGUUCACUUGAGGCUGCUUGGGAAGCAUUAUUGAGGAUACGCGCAUGCUGCAUUGCUAGGAAGAAAGAAUACCCAGGAACUUUGUUCAUGACCUUGUAAUAUAUUGGACGCGUUUGUAGCUGUAUGAAUACUAG